UUGUUUUUCACUUCCUUCUGUUAUCUUCGAUUUUAAUUAACUGUGUUUGGUUUCUGUAAAAGUAUGUGUAUUUUCGCAACAAUGGGAAUAUUUUAAAAGCUUUCAGAAGCAGUCAAGCGCUCAGCCCUGGAGAGGCAUUUGUAUGAAGACGUUAAGAUGUAAAACUAUGCCUACUGUCAAUUAACUUCCUGGUUUAAAACUUGACAAAAACUGAAAUCUGCCGACGAGAUGUAUGCAUUCUAGGAAUGAAGAGAAUGAUACUCAAUGUUAUCUACGUCCUCAUGUAUGCAACGUGUACUUGUGCACAUCAAAAUUUAGCAUUAGGGAAACCUGCCUGGCAGAUGAAAAAUUAUUCAGAUUCCCUGCCGUGGGGAGCAGACAAGGCUGUGGAUGGGAAGUAUACUGAUCGUGGAGCAACAGGUAACCAGUGUACAAUAUCAGCAGACGGACAACCAACAGCAGAAUGGAGGGUGGAUCUAGGGAGUGUGGUCAGCAUCAGUUACAUUAACAUCUUCUACAGGACGGAUAAUAAUCCUGGUUCGUACGCUUUUCGAUUUGCUGGAUUUUACCUAUAUGUUUCCAACACGACGUCAAAAGAGAACGGAAUACUCUGUUUCCAUGAAUUACAGACUGUUAGCGGUACACCUCUACAAGAUCAGAGGAUCAACUGUUCCGUGUAUGGACAAUAUGUUAUAUACUACAAUGAACGUCUUAGCGGUGUGGUCUAUCCUUCACACUACUCUCAGUCUGCAUUCAAUGAACUUUGUGAAGUGGAGGUGUAUGGUUGUACAACUCCUGGAUAUUAUGGAGAAUAUUGUAAUCAGACAUGCCCAGUGAAUUGUCAGAGACAGACGUGUGACGCCAUUACUGGAAACUGCGUGAAAGGUUGUCUUUCAGGAUAUCAAGGUCCACACUGUAGUUAUUUGAAUUUAGCCUUGGGGAGACCUGCCUGGCAGCAACACAAUUGGCCAGAUCAACCUGUAGAAUGGGGAGCAGGGAAAGCAGUGGACGGGAGAUAUUCUGACCGUGGAGCUAAUGGAGGACAGUGUACAAUAUCUGGCGCUCAAAAGACAACGGCAGAAUGGAGAGUCGAUCUAGGGCAAAUCGUCAGCAUUAGUCACAUCCACAUCUAUUAUAGGACUAAUAAUGUUGCAAGUCCUGGAAUAUACUACAACCGAUUUGCUGGAUUUUAUGUCUACAUUUCAAACAAUACCAAUAAAUACAGUGGUCGUCUCUGUUAUCAUGAAUUGCAACAAAAAAGCGGUACACCAACAGAGAACCAGACAAUCAGCUGUCCUUAUGACGGGCGGUAUGUUAUAUACUACAACGAACGCAAGCCGGGGGUGACGUAUCCAAGCUACUACUCUUCACAUGCAUAUAAUGAAUUGUGUGAAUUGGAGGUGUAUGGAUGCCCCGAAUCAAAGUACUACGGCCAGUAUUGUGACCAAUUAUGUCCAGAUGUAUGCCUUGGCCAAAGGUGUAAUAUCUUUACAGGAUACUGUAUUGAGUGUAAUCCGGGUUAUAAAGGACAUCGAUGUAGUCAGGAAUGUGACGGUAGGAUGUACGGACCUGGCUGCAGUCAGAAUUGUGGUCACUGUCUACAUAACACACAAUGUCAUCACAUCAGUGGGUCCUGUUCUGGUGGUUGCUCUGCGGGAUACGAAGGAUCUUUAUGUCAAAAACAAUGUGACGGCGGAAGUUUUGGCUUAGGAUGUAAUCAAACCUGUGGACAUUGUCAUAAUGGUGCUAAUUGUAACCACAUUGACGGAUCAUGUAGCGGAGGUUGUUCUCCUGGAUAUAAAGCACCCCUAUGUAUCGACA
Molecule: messenger RNA, 1821 nt
Organism: Saccostrea cuccullata (small rock oyster)
Lineage: Eukaryota; Metazoa; Mollusca; Bivalvia; Ostreida; Ostreidae
Product: multiple epidermal growth factor-like domains protein 10
Exons: 11
Molecular function (GO): scavenger receptor activity
Source: RefSeq, a predicted model, not a curated record